Penaeus chinensis is the source of this 3266-nucleotide messenger RNA. RefSeq names its product longitudinals lacking protein, isoforms A/B/D/L-like. The record is from RefSeq and is a predicted model, not a curated record. Bases 696 to 2285 code for a protein of 529 amino acids. The transcript is spliced from 5 exons. Gene Ontology annotation, cellular component: nucleus. NCBI's taxonomy places the organism in Eukaryota, Metazoa, Arthropoda, Malacostraca, Decapoda, Penaeidae. Gene Ontology annotation, molecular function: protein binding. Gene Ontology annotation, biological process: regulation of transcription by RNA polymerase II.
CUCCCUCUCUCCUCCGCCGUCGAUGUCCUUCCCCCUCCCUGUGCUCGCGCCUGUGUGUUUGGCGAGCAGCGAGCGCCUCAGCCGGGGUCGCGCGCGGGGCUCCGCUGCAAGCCUCGCCUCGCCGCAACUUCGCCGAAACUUCACUCGUUCCACAUCACCCAACACGCACACACACAUACACGGACAUACACACACGCACACGCACUCAUAUGUACUCACACGCACACUCAUACGUACUCACAUACUCGGGCUCACUUGCUCACACACGCACACAUACGCACACGCACGCACACACGCUCACACACGCGCACACACAUGCUCUUACACGCGCACACAUGCACACUGUUCUUGCCACAGACUCCGUGUUGGUAUCGCUUCCCACACCGUUGUCGUGGUACCGCAGCGCAUACCUACCGGACUUACGCAUGCACGAUUGCACGGCUGCAGCGGCUGGGUGGGGUGGAAGGGUGUGCAAUGAUGGGGGGGGAGGGGGGCCGCGCUACGCCCAGGCAUGUCACUAGGACGCCCUUUAAACACACGCCUUCGCGGCAUCGACCGUCACUUACGCCCACACGUCACACGGGACGACGUCAGCGCUGCCGCCCACGCUCGCCCACCCACACCUGAACGCUGGCGGGAGGGAGAGGGAGAGAAAGAAAGAGUGAAUACAGGCCGCUCGCUACGUGAAGUGCGUGAUGAGCGAGGAGGAGUUCUUGCUGAAGUGGAACAACCACCAGACCAACUUUGUCGACGUGUUCAAUGAGCUCCUCCGCGAUGAAUCUUUCGUGGACGUGACCCUGGUGUGCGGGGGGGAGGCAGUCCCAGGACACAAAAUGGUCCUGGCGGCUUGCUCCCCCCUGCUACACCGCAUCCUCCGUGACAACCCCUGCAAGCAUCCGCUGGUCAUCCUCAGCGAUGUGCCAGCCAGGGACAUGCGGGCCAUGAUGAAGUUCAUCUACCAAGGGGAGGUGAGCGUCUCCCAGACAGAGUUGGCCAGCUUCCUCAAAACGGCAGAUAACCUCCAGAUCAAGGGGCUGGCGGAGGACAAGGAGAAGGAGAAGGAGGAGAGGAAGAGAAAAGACAAGGACGGUGACAAGACCGAAGGCAGAGUCAGCAAUAAAAGACAGAGGACGGCGGAACCCCGUACCACGGAGAACUCCUCUCCCCUUCCCUCACGCUCACACAAAGCACUCAAUGAUUCUCACUCUUCUAGUCAUAAGAGCAGGAGCAAAGCCUCGGCCGAAGAACACACACCCAGGGUUGGGGGGGGAGGGCUACACAUGCCUGCCUCUAAACACAACUCAUCAAAGAACUCCAGCUCAAAAUCACCUCGUGACAUUCCCUCUAGAGUUUCCAAUUCCUCCGAGGAGAACAGCCUCCAGCACGCCGUCAACAAUAACAGCGUCACCGAGGAUGUUUUACCCAAGGAGGAGAUGACUGUAAAGACAGAACCUCUGGACUACCCAGGAGAGAUGGUGUGGACCGAAGGUCAUGGCACCAUAAAAAGUGAUAUUUUAGAAGACCCUCAAUCAUUAAUGCCUUUAGCUGCAAUACCCGGUGCACUAGAGGGUGUUGCAGCUGCCCUCGCUGCCUCCCCCAAUCUCCCCGUCAUGGAGUCAGGUGAAGACAGCCGGGGCGAUAUGUCUACUGCCUCAGAUGAACUCAAUUCUAAUGCUGUAGGGGGUACCUGGGUGCAAGGUAGUCUAGCCCAAGGUACUGUUCGAGACAGUGGGACAGUGCCCCCACCAAGUCUGGUGCCUGCAGCAGCUCCACUGCCACCACCAGUGACUCCAGCUGCCUUCACUCAGCAGCAACUGGAAGAGCCCCAGCAACUGCAGCCAACCCUGCCAAGCCAUGCAAGUCCUUUCAGAACCAGUACCAUUACUCUGCCUCUCAGUCUGCCAAGCACCACCACAGUCUCAGCAGCACAUCUGGAGAGGCUUCCAGAUGUACCAUCUUCCUCAGCUCCACCACAGUACUUCACAACAACAAUCACAACAAAUAAUAACAACAGUGCCCACAAAUGCAGGCAGUGCUCAUUUGUUACCUCAAACCCAUACACAUUCACCCGACACUUGCGCAUCCACUUGGGCACCAAAGAAUUCCGCUGUCGGGUCUGUGCCUUUGCUUCCUCAAGAAAAGAUUCCCUCAUUCGUCACUUCCGCAUGAAGCACUUGACAGGGGAGAUGUCUGUGUACCAUGACCUGGACUCCAGGGACAUUGAGGAAUUGGCCUUAGUCAGAGGAGUACCUGACAGUCUACGAUUGAGACCUAAUCAGUUUUAAAAAGUCCUCAGAUGACUGCUGUGCUGAUAAUACUGUACUGAGAGCUUCUUAGGCUCUGUGCAUCAUUUAUUAUUUUUUCUUUUUGAAAUUUCUGAUGAUUUUACCUUACUCAGGAAUAUUAUGGUGAAUCAAAAGCAACCAAAGGAACAGCACAUAUUAUGAACCAAAGGAUUAGAAAUUAUGUUUUUCUGUUUUUUAAGGGAUCAUUAAUGCAUUCCCCAAAGACGACACUGAAACCCAGAUAAGGCUGAAAUAUUUGUUGUUUAGAUUAUUGUCCACUAGAGUAAGAGAAGUCCGUUUUAAGGUUUAUCACCACCUGAAAAUUUAAUUCUUCUCUUUUGAGUCCUAGAUCACUAAUUAAGUUAUAUGAUUAUUUAUACACAGAAAAGUUCCUAGUAAGCACUAUGUUCUCAACGACUAUUCACGACAUCACUGUUUCUUGAAGUCUUGGUAGUUUUCUUUUAUAUUGUAUUUUUCUGAUGUUGAAAGCUUUGUAUGAAUAAGAAUUUAUUUUUUAUAAAAACGAGUGCAUGAAUUACACUUUGAAAACAUGCAUAAUAUCACGUAUUUGUUGAUUACCCCAUUUUGUAUAUAUAUAUAUUUAUAAAUAAAGAAUAGAAGCAAAUAAUAAUUUACUGUUCUUUUAUUUUUGAUAUGAACAAAAUUGUAGAUUAAAUGAUUUAAGAGAUACUAAAAUGUUUACACAAGGAUAUACUCUAGAAUUCAAUAAGCACUGAAGGCUAAGAUUUUUGGAAAUAGCGAUCAUAGAUAUUUCAAUAGCCUUAAGAAAUUGUCUGCUUUUGGCCAUAAGAAUUAGUGCAAAUUUCAUUCUUCAAAAGAAGUGAUAUGGAAGUGCUAUUUUGUCAGAGGUAAAAUUAUUAACAUAGUGUUGAACCUCAUAUUAUGAAUUCAUCUUUUUAUAUCAAGUUAUUGUAUAUUUCGUAUUCAAUCCAUUGAAAAUAAACAGUGAAGCUUAGUAAA